CUACUGGAUAUUACUGCUGAUCAAUUCAUCCCUCCAACCGUUACGAUGGAAGGUGUCAGCAUCACUGCCUCUGUUCUUAGCAUCACUACCGCAGCCGUCCAAAGCGUCCAGUUUCUCGUCAAAACCAUCGACAACAUUAAAGAUGCCCCCGAAACAAUCGGAGCUGUCAGUACCGAUCUUCGCAUACUUCAGCCGGUUUUGCAUGAUCUAGGAAAAGCUGCCCAAGACGACGCUUCACAGAUUGUGCUCAGCGAGCCUGUCAAACAUGCAGUCGAAAACUGCGCAAGAGCAUGCCAGACAUUUAGAUUACAGAUCGAGUCCUGGACAAAACACUCCACACAAGACAAGAUGUUCUGGGUCGACCGAUGGAAAAUCGGAUUGUUCGGGCUUGAACGGAUCAAGACGUUUAGAGGACAAUUGGGCGACUGCAAAGGUACCCUCAGCAUGGCCCUUGCUACAGUCGGAGUCUUCACAGCAACCCGUCAGGAGUACUUGAUGCAAGAAAUGAAGGAGAUGAUGCUCCUUACGCAUGAAGCUACGACCCGGCAGCAAAUUGUCCGAACAACCGACGAAACAAGGGAGAUACAGCUCAACAUCCAGCAAGUCCUCGACAACGAAGUAGUAGCUGCGUUGCCGCAAGUGGAAGAAGCUCAUCAAAGCAGAAGUGAGCUUCUUCACGAGCUUAGGCAGCAACAGGCUGCUAAUCAGAACUUUGCCAAAAUGUGCGAGGAAGCUCUUUCACAGACUCGAGCACAGCACAAGAUCAAAGGGGUCAAAGCUACAAGCUACGGCUCAGCUCUUACUGGGUUCAUCAACACUACUGGAGAGGAGUCGAAGAUCGAUUUGGAUGUCUCAGACGUUAGCGCCGACAAUUACGGUGUUGCUGUUGCUGGAGUUGUAAAGAAUUUUGACUUUAAAGACUUACGUCCUUCUAAGUAGUCUAGGGAGACCAAAGGCAAGUUGGUGUGGGGAGGGCAAUCUACUUCCUCCGAUGCAAUACAUCUAUAGUGAUCUGUGAGGCUCUAGUCAGUGAUACGGUUCUUUUGCAUGUAGAAGGCCGUCAGGCCACGCUCAUCUGUUGGGAUAUUACCGC
This is a messenger RNA of Boeremia exigua, 1093 nucleotides long. RefSeq lists its product as uncharacterized. The record is from RefSeq and is a predicted model, not a curated record. The transcript has 2 exons. The annotation marks the transcript as partial. NCBI's taxonomy places the organism in Eukaryota, Fungi, Ascomycota, Dothideomycetes, Pleosporales, Didymellaceae.